Molecule: messenger RNA, 3287 nt
Organism: Podarcis muralis (Common wall lizard)
Lineage: Eukaryota; Metazoa; Chordata; Lepidosauria; Squamata; Lacertidae
Source: RefSeq, a predicted model, not a curated record
CUUCAGCCAGGCACAUCCUCCUAUUGUAAGGGGAAUGACAAAUGUUGUGCUUCCAUGGAGACUAAUGGUUACAUCUGUUUGAUUUUUUUCUCGGGGGCAAGUGGGGGCCACAUACCAGUGGUGGGUGAGCCCCAAAGACCCAAAGACCAAAGCACACAAAUGACACAAUAACUUGGCCAUGCCAGAAGAGUUUGCAGUGUUUCUUCACUGAGCUAAGAAAGGGGCUGCCUGUUUUCAGGUAAUCAUUGCAGCCCUUGUGUUUCUUAUCGGUCUGAGAAGUGGGUCAAGCUUAACAACACCAUGAUUUUACCACCCCAUUGUAUUUUGCUUGGGUUGAGCAGGAAAUUUGAACUACUCAGGGAAGAAGAAAUUAAUUUUUAUUCCCCCCACCUCCUGGUUUUAAAGUGCAUGGGGCAUUUGUCUGUCUGGUUGUAAGUCACUUUGGGUUGCCCGGGGCAAGACAAAACAACUAAGAAACUUAAUAAAUGAAUAAAAUAUUCUGCAUUUGAAAAUGCCAACCUUAAAUAAAUACCUGUGCAAGUUUCCUCUGCUUUCAGCCUCAACUGGCUACAGAUGAGGAUGAUCGAGUUUUAGCAAGUCCUUGAUCCUGACGCCACUAAAAUCCAUGACCAGAGCAGUUGAUUAAACCAAUAAGUCGGCCAAACCUUUGACUUAAUGGGAGAAAUGACGUUUCCUUAAGGAGUAAACUUCUUCUGAUGGCCAUUUUGAUACAGUCCAUUUCAUCCAAAUUGUGAAUGAAGAAACAAGGCAUGUGAGUGACUUUCACUUGAUUUCAGAUAAGCCACCUGUCACGGCCUUAAUUGGCACAUGUCUUUUCGGCUACUUAGGAUGGUUUCAUGCUCCUUGCAAACUUUGAAAGUUGUUCUUGCAUUUCAGUUUCCUCUUUCCUAGCCCCACCCCCCUUGCAAUGUGCAUUCUAAUACCUCAAAGAACCUGAUAAAUAGGAGGCAGCUUCCUUCAGCCCAGUCAGAAAAACGUGGGACCGGCCGCUCCUGCCUGUGCAAAUCUUACAGAAGCAAAGCCCAGGAGAAACCAUGAGCAAAGGAGCUGGUGAUCCGCUGAAGGUUACUGGAAUCGAUUUUCUCCGAGAGCAGAAUACCCGCCUCCAUCACACCGGCGACUACAACAACAGCAGCCUGAUUGUGAGACGUGGGCAGCCUUUUGAGUUGAAGCUGACUUUAAGCAGGGAGCUGAACAACAAUGAUAAAGUCACACUGCAGCUCAGAAUUGGUGAAAAACCAAUGCAGUCCAAUGGGACUCUUCUAUCCAUGAAUGCAAGAUCAGGACAGACAGAUCAAUCCUGGAAUGCCAAGAUUUGUCAAACAAAUGGGAAGGAGUGCCGCAUAGUUGUAACCAGUCCAGCAGAUGCAAUUAUUGGAAAAUAUCUUCUUAAUGUGAUCACGGGACCUAGCGUUUAUACUCCUGAUAAAAAAUGUGUCUACGUUUUGUUCAAUCCCUGGUGCGAAGUGGAUUCUGUCUUCAUGCCUGGUGAUGCUGAAAGAGCAGAGUACGUGCUCAAUGACACUGGCUAUCUCUACGUUGGAUCAACAAAAAUGAUACGUGGAAGACCUUGGAAUUUUGGGCAGUUUGAGGAAGAUGUUUUGGACUGUUGCAUGUACCUUCUGGACAAAAGCCAGCUCAAACCAAAGGCCAAGAAAGAUCCCGUGAUCAUCUCCAGGGCCAUGUCAGCAUUGGUUAACUCCGAGGAUGAUCGUGGAGUGGUGUUUGCAAGCUGGUCAGGGAAAUAUACUGGUGGUACACCGCCUCUAGCCUGGACAGGAAGUGUCCCCAUUUUGCAGCAGUAUUACAGAACCAAAAAAAGUGUCUUGUAUGGUCAGUGCUGGGUUUUCUCUGGAGUGCUUACCACAGUUAUGCGCAGCCUGGGGAUUCCAGCCAGGAGCGUGACCAAUUUUGCUUCAGCUCACGACACAGAGGAAAAUCUUAAAGUUGACAUUUACUUGAAUGAAAACGGAGGAAAAAUGGAGAAUCUAACAACAGACUCAAUUUGGAACUUCCACGUAUGGAACGAUGUCUGGAUGAAAAGGCCGGACUUACCAAAGGGCUUUGAUGGCUGGCAGGCGAUUGAUGCCACCCCUCAGGAAAAGAGCCAAGGGAUUUACCAGUGUGGCCCUACUCCAGUAAAUGCAAUCAGAAAGGGAGAAGUCUACCUUCCCUAUGACUCCAAGUUUGUGUUUGCUGAAGUGAAUGCAGACAGAGUCUUUUGGCUCGUAAAGAAUGUGGAUGGCAAGGAAACAUACACCAAACUGCGUGAAGAAACCAAAGUAAUUGGGAAGAGCAUCAGCACCAAAGCUGUUGGGAAGGACACUCGUGAAGACAUCACAGGCCAAUACAAAUUUCCUGAAGAGAGUCCCGAGGAAAGGAAAGCUGUGGAGACAGCUUGUUCCUAUCUGCAGUCUAACAAUCUGGGGAUCUGUGAAGUGACACCUCCCCCUGAACCCCUCAAGGCGAACUUGAAACUUGGAAUGGAAGGAGAGAAAGAAUUGUGGCCGGGGCAGCCGAUUGAGUUGAAUCUUAUUAUAACGAACGAGUCUGCAGGUGCCUGGACAGUCAAUGUUGCAGCAUCGUGCCAGUUAGAAUCAUAUACUGGGAAAGUGGAGGCUAGCCUUGCCACCAUCAAACAGACUGUCCAAACAAAAGACAAGGCAGUUAAUUCCAUCCCUCUGAAAAUAGCAGCUGAUGCUUACCUGAAAGCAAUGAUGUCAGUAGAAGAUGAACUUCUGGUCAAAGUCAACAUUAUUGCCGAGGUUCAAGAAACGAACGAGAAGCUCACGGAAGAGCUGUCUUUAACCUUCAAGUACCCACCUCUGAAAGUGGAGGCAGCUGGACAAGAAAAAGAACCUAAGAUUGAGGAGGAAAAGACAUCUGCCAAGCAAGAGGAGCUGAAGGAAGCGAUGGCCGAGACAUUACAGAAGAGAGAAGAGAGACCGAGAUCUGCUAAGAAGAAACCUAAAUUGACCAAGUUGCCCAUGAUGCUUCGCAUUGGAUGCGGUGGCCUUGUGCUUGCGUGCAACGCAAUCAUGUGGACUUUCUUUGCCAAAGCCUUGAGGUACUCCUCCUCCUCGGCUACAGCAACUUUGACCUCAACAGCGUCUAACUUCAUCUCUUCCGCUUUUCUUGGCAAGUUGCUCUUUGGAGAGACUCAUGCCCUGUUGUGGUGGAUAGGAAUAUCCUUAACCCUUCUCGGGCUUUUGCUGCUCCACACGGCACCACCCUUGGCAGAAGAAAAGAAGGAAAAGAAGAGAUGA